AGUGUGAACAAGACGUUUGCAUUGCUAUACAUUUUUGAUUCGGUAAUUUCCGGAUAAAGGCGUUGUUACCGUUUCGCUAAUUAAUAUCGCCCGACGAAUGUCAAAUCGGUGUACGAACAGGACGUUUUUUGUCAUUCGACCAUCUUAGAAGAAUCCGGGCGCAUAGCGACCUUAAAAAAAACAAGAAAAAUAUACCAAGGCAGAUUUUCCCGGACAAUUUCACCAUCAUUUUCGAACAGGAUCGCAUCGGAGAAAUAUUUAACAGACUGAAGAAGAGAACUUGAUUUUGCCAGGAAGUUUAUCAACUCACGGAUUUCAAAUUGAAGAGACUUGAGGAAAACGCAAGAUGAAGAAUAUUGUUUGGGGUGUCUAUGUGAUUCUAAGCCUCUUCUAUCUCGCAAAGGCACGUCAUCUUGGAGAGAGCCAACAAACAACCACACAGAUCAACAGGAUUAAUUCUCCUCGCAGAAGCACAACUACUAAUCUACGAGGAAGCCCUACGUCAUCAAGAUCUCAGUCAAUGUUGUCAAGGAACAUACUGAAUCCAAGUAGAGGACUUGACCAGAGCAAGAUUUCAAAUCGCAUUAACCGCCCGAACAGGUCAAAUCUACGGACUGCUCAGCAAAUAAACCCUUCUCCGCGGAGAGUGCGUAUGAAUACACAAAGUUUACAGGGUCAGAAGAGCGUCACUAUCAGACAACCCAGUGGUCGGCCAUUGGUUCAGAAUCCACAACGAGGCUCUCAUAUCAUACCGCCUAGUGUUUCAAUUCAACGAAAUCAAGGACGACAACUCUCUCGAAGCAAUGCAGUUGCUAGCAGAAACAACCUCGCCCAGGUGAUAUCUAAUAGAAAUGUAAGGAUAUCGAAUGGUCGUAAUACACAAAACGGGAUUGGUGUAGCGCGCGGACAAAGAGCACGAGGAAACAGUCAACAAGCAGCUCUGCUGGAGCGAGGACAUAUGUCUAGUCAGUUGCAAAGUAACCUCGGUCGACCAAUCCAAACUAACCGUUUCCCUAGCAACACUGUAACUGCGAGAGUUGCCAGGCGACAGGGUUCAGUUGUCCGCGGUUCAAGUAACAUGAUUAGUCCUGUCCGGAACACAGGGAGUAUCCGAUCAAAUGGUAUGAUGCAGGGACAAAACAGAGGAGAGUUCAAGCAAGGGGCGACAAAUCAAAUCAGAAUUCGAACACAGACAGAUAACUCGAAGCUACCAUUUAACGAUUUUAAUAGAAACGCACCAAUUAUAAGGGAAAACACAGGAAGAGGUAUGUGGAAGAGUGUUCCGGUCGACCCAGCGACUGUUCCUUUAGAACAGUUGAAAAGUCAAUCAAGACCUGUUCAAAGCCAGUCUUCUAUAAUUUUAAACUCACAGCCACUUGUUUCUCAAGGUCACGCGACAUUAAACUUAGCCAACUCCAAAAACCGAAUGUCUUCUGUGCAAACUGCGCAGAAUGUUAUUGCUACAAAUAUUGCAAGCAGUGUAGUUGGAAGCCCUUCAGCUGGAGUCCUGGCUACAAAUGGUGUCCAGUCUGGAGUGACUCAGGGCGCUAACGACGCUAACGGAAUGAUAGCUUUGGAACUUAAUCUUGGAGCAGCAAACACGAAACAGGCAAAUGUUAUCCAGAGCGUUCAACCAUCUACGGAAAUAGCAGCUGCAGGAAGUGCAAAUGUUGCUACUUCCGGAUUGAAGAUUCCCUCCAAUUCCCCAAGUCAAGUUUUGUCAACAAACAAGGCCCCUGUCCAUUCUCUACAGAUACAGAAGGUACAUUCAGGACUGACCUCUGGUGGCAAGAAGAAAAUGAGCCUGACAUUAUCCUCUGGUCAAUCAGGAGGGCAGCCAAUCGUUAUAGAAGCACUCGGGAACAUUAUCCUAUCACAGGAAAAACUACCAGACGGUCGAGUCCAAUUCGUCAUCAAGGCGGACGGACCCACUACUGGUGCGACGGUUAAGGCUACAACAAAAACCACCAAACCCACUACGCCUGCUACCACGGCAACGACGACAGUAACCAUGGCACCAACAACGACAACUACUGCCAUGCCAACGCCUACCUCUACGAUCCCAACUAGCACCAUAUUUAUGGAGGAAACGGAAAUGCCUGAACCAGGAGAGUUCAUAUACCCUCCUUCCGGGCUAGGGACCACUGAACCGAUGUAAAUUUAUAACAGAACAAAGCAACCAGUCCACGUAUCUAUUUUGGCGCCGCACUUAUAUUCUAAAGUAUACCUGAACUGAAAUAUAUCGGCAUUACUCCGCGCCAUGAUACAUUCGCGCAUGAAAAUUCAUCAGCGCCAUAUUGAAUUGGUCAAUCAGCAUAAUUCAGCGCCAUGAUCAAUUUGCGCGUCAUCAUAACUCGUCAUAGAGAACAAUACGUAGAAACUGCAAUUAGGGCAAUUAGAAUGUAGUCGAACAAAUUUGCUACAUAGGUGCUGAGAUAAAAUGUCGCUAUUACUGUGAAAUAAUACAAUUGCAUGGGUUUACAAUUUCGUGGUUUUCUCAAAGAAAAAAAAAUACGUAGGGACAUGAAUUCCUGGAUAUAGAAGAUCUCCAUGCCUGUACUUUGAGCUUUUUUUUUUAGAAAUUCGUUCCCAUUCGAAUUCGUGUAUUAGGUUUACCAACGAAAUAAACGAAAAAUAAACACCCACGAAAUGUAAUGCUUUAACAGUAAAUUAAUAUUUCCGGUAGAUUAUGUAAAUUUAUUUGGGUAAGAAGAACCAAGUUUCAUAAAAAAAUAAAUUUUAAAAUCUUCAUCAGGAUCCAUGAUGAGGAAUCGACAUUCGUUAUAAACGACUAUCUAAUUACCUUUUAGCCUCUAUUCUUGCAGUAAAUGUGUUGUAACAUUUGAUAAACCGGUUCGACUAAUUAUACACAAAAGAAAAAUCAUCUCCACUCCAUUUUUGUACAUAAUGAUAAUUGAUGGCACCAAUUAGAAAGAAUGACCUAUGAUAAAAAAAAAUACAUUUCGCAUAUUCUGAACAGAUCCAAAUGUAUUGUAAUGCUAAUAAUGCUAAGUUAUUGUUUGUUGUUAAAUGACAAUAUUUCUAUGGAAUCACUUUAUUGCGAGAUUACCGAGCGUUACCGAACAAUACCGAGCAAUACCGAGCAUUACCGAACAUAACCGAGCUUACAAUGUUGUUGCAUUACCUUGCUUACAGGGGAAUAUUUAUUUGUAUAUAUCGGAAGGGAUGAGAUUUAAUUAUCAAUAUUUACAGAUUCCGGAUUAUUAUCUAUUAAGAGCUUGAUGAUUUUAAAACAUAAACGAUUUGUAAUCACAUUAUAGCUUAUCAGUAAGUACAUGUAUUAGAAUGUGUGAGAAUGGCAAUGACUGUAAAUUUGAAUGAAAGGACAUUAACGUACAUGUAGUUUAUGCAUUUCCGAGAUACUUGGUUUUCAGAUAACCAUUUUAGAUAAUUACGUUAACCUAAGAUAGCAUAUAUGAUGUAAAUAUAUAGAUAUAUAUUUAUUUGGAUAAAAUAUAUCAGAUAAUUUUUUAUAUAAUUCAAAUAGAAGUUUACUGUUUUUGUGAGCUAUAUAGUCAUGGGUUAAACGAACGGACCCAAAUAUGGGUCAUAUCUUGUGGUAACCAUUUUUGGCAAAUUGUUUUCAAGACUGCGAUGUUCUUGUUGUCUUAUCUUUAGCCUGAAAUCUCUCCUUUUUGUGUCACAUGAUUAUCAUUUCUUUGUAAGAGAGAACAUCACUUUAUUGUUGUUGUUGAACUGUAGCCGUUUCAUACACUGUUGUUGUUGUUUUCGCCCUGAUUCUAAUUGUCGUUGUGUAUGGUCUUGUUAUUUUCUCGAUUUGUUUCCGUCGUAUCAUAGUUGUUCUCCAAUGUGUAUCUGUUUUUUUCUUUGUAAUUGCUGUAUUGUUUUAAUGACUCUCAAUAUGACGUCUUCUGUUUCCUUGUUUGGUUUCCAUCAUAACUUUGGCUUGUAUCCAGUAUCCGCCAUUUUGUUUUUCGUUUUUUCAUCUUUUCCGUACAGCUCGUUACUCCUAUAUUUCUGUAGUUGCAUUUGUAAUCAAAUCCGAUAUCAUUUCCGAUCUUUCAUUCAUUAUAACAAACGUUAUUUUCAAAAUUUGAAUAAUAAUGAUAAAAAAAAAAGAAAAAGAAAAAAAAAAUCAUUUUUCAUCCUUUACUCUACGUCAUUAUAGUCUUUCACAGGAAGGAAUUAAAAUGGUUAUGCUCUUUUUUUUGUCAGUAAUCACAACACAAUGAGAGCAUUACAUAUUUUUUGAAAAAAAAAAAUGAAAAAAAAAUGAAAAAUGAAAUGCUUCCCAGGAAAA
Pecten maximus is the source of this 4282-nucleotide messenger RNA. Its product is annotated as putative GPI-anchored protein pfl2. Lineage: Eukaryota; Metazoa; Mollusca; Bivalvia; Pectinida; Pectinidae. The transcript is spliced from 3 exons. The record is from RefSeq and is a predicted model, not a curated record. The coding region runs from base 347 to 2158 and encodes 603 amino acids.